AUGCCCAGAGGGUCUGCAGCUUCUUUACCAGCAAAUGUGGUGAGAAUUUUACUCUUGCAUGUUGUAUUUUGACAUCAAAUCAUCUAGCAGGUCACCAGUCGUUUUGUACCUGUGCAUGGUCAUUUCAUACCCAAUCAUUUUGUAUCCUCCUAGGUCGAGUGUGUUUUCCAUUGUUACAUAUGAUUAAAGUAAGGUGGGUUUCUUAUUUUAAAUAGCAAUGUUACCCACAUUAAAUAAGUUUUAUAUAUUUGGCAUCCAUUUUUGGCAUGCAGCCACCAAAGAGAGAAAAAAUCACUCUUACACUAGUUAAUUGUUAUUGUUAAAAUAGUCACAGGUAUAAACAACACACUGUUCUAUUAAAGACAUCACAUUUAUUUUGUGUUAUAGCCAAUAAUAUUAUUCACAACAGAAUUUUCUUUUUAUCUUACUUGCUUGACUUCACUUACUUGUUAUACACAACAAGUGACAUCUGUUCAGACACUUGCAUGUGAGGUAUUUCAAAUGAAUGUUUAUUGGGAUGGGUACAAAUCAACCAGUAGUUUGGUUACAAACCAACUCAAACUGGGUACAAAUCUACUGAAUUUUGGUGAGAAACAAUCUUAGGUACAAAACCACUUGAUGCCAAGUAGCAUGAGUAGGGUUUUUAACAUUAAAUGUCUUGUCAGUAGUUUUACAGAAUGAGUAAUUUUAGCAACAUCCCUCCUUACACUCUGGCUGUUUUUAAUCUGAGUCUGAGACAAAUCCAAAGCACUUCUUCCAUGAAGUUCAGUGAAAAACCACAGUAGUUUAUUUACUCUUUGUUUCCUCUUAUUUAUUUGCUCUUUGAAUAACUUCCUUUCUUUCCUUAAACUUGUUAGUUAUUUUCCACAUUUGCCUUCAGUUUGGUCUUGGUUUGAUCUUCUUCUGAGUUUGAUUGUGGUUUUCAUUUCUGCUUGUCUUUUGGCAGCUUUUGUGUGGUUAUUUCUUUUCCCUUUUAGAGUUCUUCUCUAAUUACAUUCUCCAUUAGUAUUUACUGGUUAUUAUUUAUCUGUUUUAUAAUUCAUGCUUCCUUGACAUUGCAUGCUUAUCAGAAUUAAAUCACUCACAUGACUGGCUUAUGGAGCCGAUUGAGUUCAUUGGUAAUCAGUUAUCAAUAGCUUUGAUAGAUCUAGCUCUUGAGACAGUGCACCUAAGGGAAGAGGAAUUUGAAAUGAAUAAAUGGAAUGCAACUUUAAAAUAUCUUUGCACACAUUUGAAUUAUUCUGUGAUGUUGAUGUACAGUGCAACACCACCAACUCAAACUUCCAAGGGAAACAAAAAACUGUAGAAGUUAAAUGUGGUUUGUGUCAUGUUAAUAAUUAAUUUAAGGAAUCUUGUUUUUACCUUUCCUGCACAAUUAACAGUCAUUUUCAUGCAUUUAGACUGUUUUAUAAGAGCUUUUUUACAAGUCUUGUUUAUUUAAGUUAUAUGUAUUUCAUUUUAUGUUCUAACAAUUUGACAUUAUAAUCAACCAACAUUUUUUCUUAAAGUUUGAGUUAUUACGGUGAAUUUGAGGAAAGGGAAAGUCAAAUUAGUUUUAGUUUACAUUGAGUUUGAGUUAAGCAAGUUUGAGUUAGCUGAUGGUAAAUGACUGGAAAACUGGAAUCAAACCCAAGGGAAAUUGCAUCUUGUUUAAGUGGGUGGGGGUUUGAGUCAACCAGGUUCAGGUAAAAAGGGUUCUUCUGACAGUGCAUCUGUUUCUUUUGUUUCUAGGCUUCUUAUUCAAGACCUUUGCCAUUCUGUGCAGUACAAACUGACUCAAGCAGUGUUUCCAUGUCAGUAGGUGAGUUGCUCCUAAAUAUGAGAAUGUGGAGACAAUGCUAACUUAUAACCAUGCUUACACCAGUGUAUUUUACAAUAUAAUACUCCAGAAUAACAUCUCAUGAAUCUAGUAUUGCAUUUCACAUCCUGACCGUGAAGAAAUACCUUAUGAUUAACCCUUUCUAUUGCACUUUUAAAAUUCUCAAAUCUGAUCGGUUCACUGCAUUACAUUCAUGCUUUCAUUAUUACUUUACGGCAUUCUUCUCCCCCUUAGCUUUAUGGCUUUUAACAGCCAGCUGUUUGAUCUGAUAAUUAUCUUAAAUCUUUGUUUAUCUCUGGUUUGAAUGUUCCUGUUGAUUUAUUAAUUGUAUUGCCUGUUGUUUUCUGACAUGAAGUGGUAUUAUUCUGCCUUUUUGCUUUUGCUUUUGUUGUAGUUGAUUAAGUCUCCUAUCUUUUGUUGCACUUUCCCUGGCAACUUCAAAAUGUUGCUUCUAUUUUCCUCUGAAUUGAACUGCGCAACAGCGUCAUACUUUUGCAAGAUGAUGUUUUUCACCAAAUUAGAAGCCAGAUGCAAAAAAUACCUUAACUAACUAAGUAAAGGUAAUUUGAAGGGAGAGAAAAUUGAUAGAAGUCUACUCUGCAGCAUAGUUAUAUUCUAUUUUUCCCCUCUUGAUUUCAGAUCUUCUUAUAGUUUGCCGUGUCCCAAUGUGGAAGUUAAAUUACUUAACAGAUGAAAUCCUCUUUUUUGCAGAAAAAAGAAAGAAGAGAAUGUCCCCUGGCUGCAGUAACCAGGAUCCUAAACAACCCAAAGUUGCAUCUGUGGACUUAGCAGGUUGAUUGUUGUACAUAUUGGCUAUGAUUGAAUCCUAAUACUAUAUAUUUUUUUAAUUAUAAUGCUGUUGAAUAGAAGAUUCAAGGUCAUCAGAAAUUUUGUGUGUGAGAUUUAAUUUUAGGAGAUGAGAAGGGCUGGCCGAGUUAUAAAAAACUAAGUUACAUGGUAAUUUGUCAAUGUGAAGUUGAUGAAGAUGAAGAAAUGCACUUAUGAUUAAACCUCAAUAUUGCACUUUUAAAAUUCUUAAAUAUGAUUGGUUUGCUAUAUUACAUCAAUGCUGUCAUUAUUACCUAACAGCACACUUCUCCCCCUCAGAACAUUUUGUGGCUUUUAACAGCUAGCUGUUGGAUCUGAUUAUGACCUUAAAUCUUUGAUUAUCUCUGGUUUGAAUGUUCCUUUUGAUUUAUUAAUUGUAUUACCUGUUGUUUUCUCACAUGAAGUGGUAUUAUUCUGCCUUUUUGCUUUUGUUCUUGUUGACUAAGCCUACUAUCGGCUUAGUCACAGGGAGCACAGGGGCUUGGGAUACAUGAUUUAAUUCAUUAUUCAAACAUUAAAGCUUUGGCGAGUAGCACAGAUCUAGAUGAUGCUACAUUGGAGCAUCUUGAAUGUGCUCCUGGCUUAAGUCAUGUGUUGGGUUAUCUUAUUAUCUAUUGCUGUCACUUAUUACAGGGGUCAGUUACUUAAAUCUAACCAGUAGGAUUUGAUUUCUAAAUUCUUUGUCAUCUUUGCUUGUGGUGGUCCUGAGAACUGAUUGGCACGAUUGAACUAGGUUGAAAAUGUUUGUUUCCUAUGAUGUGAUCUGUUUAUCUCUUGGACAAGACCCCAGUAAUAGAACUUAUUCCUUUCUUUAAUAAAACUAGGCACACCAAAUAAUGAUGAACUACAGGAAUUAGGCAAAAAAAUUGGUGUCAAGUGGGGUACGCUUGGGCGUUGCCUGGGAGUGGAGGAGCCAGAACUAGAGAAUAUAGAACAAAGACACAAGGAUUUGGAGAAGAGAGGGUACGCCAUGUUAAUGCACUGGAAACAGAAGAAUGGUUCUGAGGCAACUUAUCAAAUUUUGAAAGCUGCUUUACAACAUAAACUCGUGCAGCGCAAAGACUUAGCAGAGCAAAUUUGUGACAAUCACGGUAAUUAUUUUCAAAAACUUUAAUUAAUUAGAAAUAAUUGAAAUGAUUUAUUCCGUGACAGUGAAUUUUGUACUAAGCAGACGCUGGCCAAAGUUUGGUUUCCUUUUCCCAUGUUUACUGUAAACCAAACCUGCUUUAAGAGGACAUCGCUAUUAAGUGAGGACAUCGCUAUUAGGUGAACGCAUGCAGACACUUAAAUUAAGCCCAUCUGUGACCCAAAACCAGGCAGUUAAAAUAUUUUAUUAUCAGUGUACAAAUGAUGAGUGGGUUGGGGGGGAAAGGGGGUUAUGGUGGUAGGUUGUUUAAUUGUCCAUUAACAGAUUCUGACGUCAUACCUUAAGCCUGAGACCCAGCUGUAAACAAUUAGUCUUAAAUUGUACAUGCCAUUGAAAUGUAUCAUGGGUGAACAUUCACCGUUUUAAUGAUUGUUUUUAAUCGGGAUUUUGUUUUCUUGAAACAGACAUACCAGACGUACCCAGAAAUCAUUUUGAUGUGAAAAUCUGCCGGCGUAAACUUGCAGAGCAUUACAAAAGAACCGCUACGGUGCCAACUUCUGUGUGGUCUAAGAAAUGUGCCGUGAAUAUUCACGAGAUCUACACUCGACUGUCCUUGGUGAAAGAAGAACAAACCCCAGCUGGGUCAUCACAGGCUGGACUGAAUCACUACACUGAUCUGCUCACUGAAAACAAGAACGGAUUGCCUUCAAAUAGGAUACUCUUGCAAGGGCAGACUGGAAUUGGGAAGAGCACGUUUGUGAAGAAACUGGCUAUGGACUGGGCUGAACUUGACGAAAACAGGUUGACAGAUGAACAGAGAGCUAUCCUGAAGAAGUUCGAGCUUGCUGUUAUUAUUGAUCUCAAAAAGGUAUCUAAAUACCAAAACCUCAGAGAUAUCAUAAGCGCCUCCCAUAUUUUUGCCGAUGAGGACACAGCCACGAAGGACGGUCUGCUGAGUUACAUCACCCACAACCAAGACAAAGUUCUCCUCGUUUUUGAUGGAUACGACGAAUAUCGUUUCGGAAGCAACUCUGAAAUCUUUGAGAUAUUCAAAGGACACAAGCUGAGAAACUGUUGUGUGUUGAUAACAACUCGAAUUUCCAAAGCGGAUGAGCUGAAAGAGUUUAAGGACGUGCAUGCUGAGAUCACUGGGUUCAGUAGAGAGGACAGCCACUCCUUUAUGGUCAGAAUGCUUGGUGACGAAACACAAGCCUACGCAUUAUAUGGUCAUCUUUGCAAGCGAAACCUGUACGAUCUGGCGAGAGUUCCGCUACUUCUCCUGUUCUUUUGCACUUUGUGGAAAAAAGGAAGCGCACAGAGCUUUCCUGACUCCGAAACAACAUUGUACAUUGAAAUCGUUCAGUACGUUUUGAAUCAUAAUGCAGUGAAAUGUUCUCCUGCUAACUUUCGCAAAGUUGAAGAUUUCAAAGAGAUUCUGGCUGAAAUUGGAAAGGUGGCGUUAGAAUGUCUUAUGGAAGACGAUCAUGUAUUCGAGUAUGAUCAACUGUCCCAUGCCAUCCGGAUUUGCGAAGAAAGUCGGAUUAUAGGCUUACUUCAAGUCAGUGAGUACUCAGAGAAUCUUCGACCAGCAGGGAUGGUAUCGUUUAUUCACAAGAGCAUACAAGAGUUCUUAGCAGCGUGGUAUAUUAACUACAGAUGUGUCUCUGAAGGAAAUCUCGGUGAAAUUAAUGACCGCACCCGAACUUGGGACGACUGUAAAUCCUUAGAAAAUGUUUUUCAAUUUGUUUGCGGUUUGUCUGAUGAUGGAGCAGUGAAAGUUUCUGAACAUUUGAAAUCGGUUAGAAUUUCUGAUUCAGAACUGGAUUUGUCAAAAAUGAUACCUGAUGGGACAGACGAGCCACUGUGUGACAUUACAUGGCAGCAUCGCCGUUUCUUUACCCUGGUAAAUAGUUUAUUUGGUGAAGUUCAAUCCAAAACUGAAGCCUUAAGACAUUAUUUAAAUUGCACUGAUGGGAUCAUCUUUGUUGAGGAAGGAUCAGUUCGUGAAAUUAUACCCGAACGGAGAAUUUUAAAUGGAAUUACUCUUAAUGGUGUGGUUUGGUUUGGAAAAAACAUUUUUGGUCAAAAGGCGACGAAAAUAUACGAGUCGAUCGAGUUUCUCGAUUGUUUGGACGUUCCCCUUAGGAUGACUGAGAAUUCAGUGGUUGUCGCAGUUGGGGAAUUUUUAAGAAAGUUUGAAGCUAUCAGAUGUGCUUCGCAUUCGUGGUGUAAUUUCACGUGCAUUAUUCAUUACCAUAACGGCCAGGCGUUUUUUUACAUCACUCAUUUGUACCUGUAUUGUAAUGACCACGCUGACUUACUUGAUGUCACCAAUUUGACUUCCACUCCAUCCCUCUCCACAAGUUCGUCAUCAGAGGGAUUCUGUUUGAAAUAUCUAAGCUUUCUUAACAUUUAUACAUAUGUCAACGAGCAACCGAUGAAAUGUCUUGUUACCAUUUUUAGAGAUUGUAAGAAUUUAAAAAAUAUUGUAUUUCCGAGUGUAACUAAACGUAUUUGUGAACUUCUUCAAUAUGUACCAAACCCCCGUACGUGUCGGGUAGAGCUUGGUUAUUUACUAUUAUCUACUUUUGGCAAGCCGUCACUGACGUCAGCCGACGUAACGAAGCUCGCUGGUUUGUUACCACAGUUUAAGAAUCUCGUCUCCCUUAGCCUUAAGUUGAAUGACUGUUGUGCUGAAGCAGUAAACAAACUGGUUUCUAGUAUCACGCACAAGCCUCUUGAGCAACUGGGACUGUAUGGCAUUAUACUGACUCCAGUCACAGCCGCCGCGCUUGGUCGGUCAAUUUCUGAAAUGUCGUCCUUACGUAAGCUCUCGAUAUCUGGGCCGAGAAGAGGGUUUCUAGAAACAAACGAGAUUGAGGCAUCACCAACAGGAUUUGACAGAACAUCUCUGGUUUCACAAUUAUUUACGUUCAACACAGGAGGUUGUCGUUUCUUACCCAGUUUGCGUGAGUUAGAACUUUCGCGUUUAAAUUUGAAUGAACGGGGCUUACGUGAGCUGUUGGAUAAUUUGAAAUUCUUCUCAGAGCUGAGAUGCUUAAGCCUAUAUGGCAAUCCACUGGGUGACGAGCACACGGUUCACUCUAUGGUGAAAAAAGCACUGCCUCGGGUUCAUGUUUUUUAUUUGUAACGCCAAGUUCAUUCACCAAGUGAAGGACACAGACGUUUGCACUGACAGAAGGAAUGAUUGUCUUUAGUAUCGCGUCACUUAAGUAUCACGUCUGCCACUUACAUUGCCUGACGUCAUGGAAUGUCAAUUGUAACAACAGGCAAUGGAACUUGUCUCCAGCUAC
Molecule: messenger RNA, 7048 nt
Organism: Pocillopora meandrina
Lineage: Eukaryota; Metazoa; Cnidaria; Anthozoa; Scleractinia; Pocilloporidae
Source: the annotation of a GenBank genome assembly